Messenger RNA from Pecten maximus, 9490 nucleotides. RefSeq lists its product as uncharacterized. The record is from RefSeq and is a predicted model, not a curated record. The coding region runs from base 122 to 1621 and encodes 499 amino acids. NCBI's taxonomy places the organism in Eukaryota, Metazoa, Mollusca, Bivalvia, Pectinida, Pectinidae. The transcript has 12 exons.
AAAGAGUUCUCACUUGCUGACAACAGCCAUGGUUUUAACCAGCUUGAUUUGGAAGUAGCUAUUCCAUGACAUUAUACAGUAUGGCUAUACCGAGGAUGUGUGUGUAGCAUUCGGACACAAGAUGAAGGAGUCCGCCUCUUUUCUUAUGUUUUCUGCUUUCCUCUUUAUCCUGAUUAGUAUACAUACAGCUAAUGCGGCUUGUCUAAAUUUCCAAUGUGGUUGGAAGGCAGAUUGCAGAAAUGACACCUGUGAAUGUCCAGCGGGUUACACUCUUCAUCCUAACCAGAGAGAUUGCAAGACAGCUGUUUGUGUUGGCGAGGAUUGUUUAGAGUGUGACUCAGAAAAAAAAUGCCAAAGAUGUACACAUUUCUUAUCUGAGCAAAGUCGUGAGUGCUUGGAGAAGUGUAAUGGUGAAGCUAAGAUAAUACUGAGUGGGGAGCUUCAGGGAAGUGUUUGCACAGAGGUGAAAAGUGAUGAGAGUAACCUGGACAUCAUUAUAGGCAUAGCAGCUGGUGUUUCUGCGGCCAUUAUCCUCUGUCUUAUCAUGGGAAUCAUAGUCUACUGCCACCUGAGGAAAAACAGGCAAAAAAUUGAUCUACAGCAACAGAAGUACAAGGCGGAAAAUAUGCAACUUGGAAAGUUAACAGCUAUUCCUACCUAUGACAACAAAGCUUAUGAGCCUGAUGUGGAUAUUUUGCGGGCACGACUGAGUGGAGUCGUCGACCGUGACCAGUAUCAGGUUGAAUACGAGAAACUGCUCCCGCAGGCCGAAAUCCUACUGAUGCUUCUCAACCAAAUCCGCCGUAAACUUCGAGCCAUGGGCAACAGUGAUCCACGUGUUCCUACAUACAAGGGUGUCAUCCAUCAGCUGUGUAGAGUUCUUGUACUCCUCCAUAAGAAAGAACCAGUUUCCAGCAUCCCAGCUGAUGCCUUAGGAUUAUUCGAAUGGGCGCAUCAACUUCUGGAGGACUACCAGUUUGAAAAUCAGGAAGAGACAACGCCCACAUCCGAGGAGGCCCCACCUAGUAAAAUCUCUUACAUUGAGGUACCGGAGGAGCAGCGUAAGAGUCUAUACCACCAGUAUGCUAUCCCUCAUGUAAAUCGUCAGAAGGCCAACAACGGCCACAGCAAACAGCCGUCCACGGCGUCACGUCACUCGGACACUGGUUACUACAGCAGUACCCCUGUACCCAUAGAAUACCAUAGCAAUACCAUUCCAGUCACACGCAGUAGCACAUUUCACCCCGAGCCCAAGUCCUCAAAAUCCAAAAGGAAGGAAAGCCGCAAGACUAAGAGUGCAACCAAUAUACACCACAAUCUUCAGGGCAGUGACUUGUCGAUGGGGUAUUUUACGAAUGGACGGUAUUAUGAGCCGGGACCACAACACGAAAUAUAUGCUCCAGCCAGUUCUUAUAGUGAUCGCAGCAACCACCUCUUGUCAACAUUCCAAGCAGUAACAGUUCCACGCACACAGUCUUUCUCUUCCUCUUUCAGCAACUCGGAUGGAUUGCAAGAAGCUUCAGACAGAGAAGAUAGGGAUGUAGAAGGUGAAGAAGACACCAGUGAUAACGAGGCUUUGCCCUUUGACCCUAAGGAUGCUACAGAACCAAUGGAGGUCUGAAUUUUCUACUGAUUGGAUGGAUACCGAUUUUAAACAGGGUGUCAGUAUUACAUAUCAUUAAGGUGUCACGUUCCUAUAUUGGUGCAACAAUAUAAAUGUACUGUGUGUAGUUUAUAUUUUCCAUACUGUAAUUUUGUUAUAAACAUUUAAUCCCAUGGUAUUGAUGUUGUGGUGUUUGUGUUUGUGAGGUAGAUUGUGUAAUUUAACUUGAAAUGUCUGCUUUCUUGCUAAAUCUGGGAAAUCAUCCAGGAAUAAAAAUCUCAAAAAUAACUCUCAGAAAUUAAUGUUAACAUUUUUGCAUCUUAAAAGCUUAUUUUGUUAGCUUUAGGGGAAAUAAUAAUAGUUUAACUUAUGUUUCUUUCUUCAAUAAAACUAUUUGACAUGUACUGCAAUAUUGAAAUCUUCAUGUUUUAGAUAAUUUUAUUGUUUUGUUUAUAUACAUUCGCAUACUUUUUUUUAGUUUUGAGUUCAGUCCGCAAGAUAUAAAUCAAAACAGUGUCAGAGUCAGUUUUAAUUAAAAACGUCUUGUGGGGAAGUCAUUUUAUUUUAACAGAAUUAUUUGGUGCUUUUUUUAUUUGCAAAUUGUUUUAAUUUAUAUGAUUGCUUUUCACCAUACCUGUAACUUUAUUCUUCUGCUGAAUAUUUAAUAAAUAGCUGCCUUUUGAGUUAUCGUCAAAAUUGCUGGGGAAUUUCUAGUGUUUAGAUAUUAUAUUUUACUCCAGAGUUGCAAUGAUGUCAAAGCAACGAAAAGCACAACAACAUGUUGGACGCAACUUCCUUUCCAUUCCAUCUUGGCAAAUAAUCGAGUGAUAAUAAAAAUGUUGUUCAAUUCCAAUCUGUGUAACAGUAGAGAUACUUCGUAGCUCCUUGAGUCUGACUCUUUCGCAAUUUCAUCCUAAACUAUUUCACACAUUUCUAGUACACAAAAAUCCUUAAAGUUGCUAUCGUUACAUGAACUUUGACAAAAUCAUAUAUAUAUAUAUAUAUAUAUAUAUAUAAAGAGAGAGAAAAAUGACAAAAAGGGUUAUUAUUCAUUAACAAAAUGUUAAUCAAAAAGCAAUAUAACUGGAUUUAAGAUUUCAGAGACAGAGAUUAAUUUGGAAACAACUCUGGAGAUAGCUAAUGAGAGAGGCAGCUAUUAUAUGGGAUUAAUUGUCCUAAAAUUUUUGUUUUUUUGUUUUUUGUUGUUUUCACUCUUUUAUAUCUGCUGAAAUCCCAUGGCCCUACUUUGUUGACAAUCACAGGCUUACACCUUUCCUUUUAUGUAUUUGCUUAAUUAUACAACAAUAUGAUUAUUUGGUACACAGCCGGGUAUAAUACAUUUGAUUUUAGAUAAACUUCAAUUUUAUUCAGGUUAUGAAAUAAUUUAGUACGAGAACAAGGAGGAAAUUUGUCCUUUUUCUACGAGAAUCACAUUGAAAUUAUUUUAAUCUAAUGGAAAUUUUAUUAAACAAAAAGAAAAGUACUGUUUUUCUUCAAAUAUUGUUAUGAUUUUUUCAUAAAGUACAUUACACAUAUACAAUAUAUAUCAGGGUAUUACAUGAUUUGCUCCAAAUAUUUUCUUUCUCUCUUUUUUUUUUUUUUUUUUUUGAAAUGAUGCAUUGUUUAUCAUUGAUUGUUUUAAGUAUGCUUUGGCAAACAUUUGUAUCAACCCACUUCAGACAAAAAUAUAUAUUCUUUUUUAAUAUGUUGGUAGAUUUUAACGGCAAUAAAUACUUGCUCUGGGUGAUAAACACCACAAGGUGUUAUGAUUUUACCCUGUUUUCUCUCGUGAUAAUAAACAAAAAUAACAUGAAUUUUUUUUUUUUUGUCUCUUCAUACACCAUAUAAAAUAUCAGAUGUAGAGAAAUGAAAACAAUUCAUACUCUACAAACAGUGCUGAUUUGCAUACACAUAUAAAUCAAAAUAUGGCAAGACUAGUCACUGAGGGAUCAUAUUUAUGUAUUUAUUGAAUGCGGUUGUUGUCUCAUUUUAAUUUAUGAUUUUAUAUUUUUAUUUGAAAAUGUAAAAGUUAAUUUUAAGAACAAAAAAGUUAAUUUUAAAGUGUCAAUCAAGUUGUAGUUAAUUUAGAAGAACGUGGUUGUACUAAAAAAUUAACAAUUAUAUAUAAAUAAGAUGUAGUUUUUAAAUAUCAAUUAUCGUAAUAGUUAUUUCAAGGUAAUUUAUUUUUAGAAUAAUUGAGAAAUUUUUAAUUUCCCCUGUAAAAAUCACAAAUUUAAAUCUAAACCAUUGAAAAUCAUAUGUAUAGGAUUUUUUUCUUUUAUAACUAACCAUAUGUAAACAGCUGAGAUUACAUAAUAGUUCAAUGUCACUACUAAAUUUCACAGUUUCUAUUGAGGCUCCUAGAUUAAUGUUUGAUAAAAUUAUACUGAAUGUAUGAAAUUUUAUGAAAUGUUACCUGUCACUGCAUCGACAUUCUGUUCAAGGAAAUCCAGUAAUAUUGAAAACACAUUAUUGUGUAAAACCAUUAUUAUUCUUUGUGUUGAAUUGUAUCCUCUAUACCUCCUAGAUAUUUCAUCUGUCAGUUUCAAUAUCUUGUUCAUUUGUGGUUUCAAUUUCACUAACUCUUCAAUUUCCAUUUAUGAAAAGUUUUGAAAACUGAAUUGAAUCUUCAACCAUUCCUUGUUGAAAUUGAUAUAUAUUUGUAAUGAUUGCACUUGUUGAAAUGGAUUUACAUACAUUUAGCUGUCCUCUAUCUAGUUCUCUAUCCAAGUUAUUAGUGUUCUUUGAAAAAAGCAGAUAUUUUGUUUGUUAAAUAUAAAUGAUGCACUAUCUGCCAUUUUACCUAGUUACUGUAAUGAAUAUAUAUUUACUUAUCAAGAAUCAAAUUCCAUUUCUUGCCAGUAAACAAUUUAUUUUUGUACUCCAUAGUACUAAUGCAUAUCAUGAAAGGACUGUUCAAUCUCAAUGUUAAGUAUUAUUAAAACAUUCCAUAUAGAUUUUAUGUUGUAUGUUUAACACAAUUGAAAUGAAGUUCAAAAUGAUAUCUCUUCUGUCAAUAAAUAUUUUAUCUCUGUUUCAAAUUUUCUGCUGUACAAUUGUAUCAUUGACACUGGAGUAUCUAUACACUACAUGUAAGUAGCUAUUGUUUGGCACAAUUGGAUUAUUGACACAUAAGUAUCCAUACACUACAUGUAAGUAACUAUUGUUUUUAAAUACCCAGGUAACUUUUAGAUAUAGUAUUGUGCCUUAUAUAGAAAUGUAUUAUGUAUAAUGUAUAUGUACUUCAUAGAAGUUUUUUUUAUGAAGAAAAAAGUUAUAGUAAACUAGAAUUUUUUUUUGAAGAAAAAUGUUAUAGUAAACUUAUUGUUACAUAUCAAUUUAAUCCAAGUGUUCCAUAACAAUAAUCCAAGGUUUUUAUUUUUUAACAAUAUAUACAUAAUUUUAUUCUCAUUAAGUUGCAGGAAAUCAUUUUUUUGUUAAUUCCGCAAUUUUUAUCUGGUUGUGAACUUGGCUGGUUUUGCUUUUGCUUUUUAAAGAGAAAAAAGAAUGUGUCUCCUAUUACUUCCACCUUAGUUGGACACUGUAACUCGUUAGUGAGAUAUGGGUUGAUGAGGCUGUUAUAUACUCCUUUCGUAUAUUUAUUUUAAAUCUAUGAAUUCCUGUAGAAAUUAUGCAAUUUAUUAUUUUGCCUCAGCUUAAUAUUGUCUCACAAAAUAUAUUCUCAGUGGUGUGUUCACAUGUAAUCUCAAUCUCUUACUUAAUUAUUCUCACUUUGUUAGAUUAUUAAGGUUGUGAACAGUUGUACAUGCAUUCAAGAAAAAUAUUAACGCAAUAUUGAAUUGAGCAAUCUAUAUAUAUAAUUAAAUAACACAUUUUAGGUGCUAGAUUAUUCAUUUUUAAAGGCCAUCAUAAUUGUUUAAGAGUUACCUCCCUUUGAGGUUUUAUUUUCUUGUGUUCCUUUUCCGAAAUUAAGAAAAUUAAAAUUAUCUUUCUUCCUGAUAAUAUCAAUGUCUGAUGAAUUCCCUGAUAAUAUGUCUCAAGAUAAUUUCCAUGUUGUGUCUCAAGACACGAUUUAAUAUGUCUCCAGGUUAAUUUAGAGCAGAUCUCCGAUUUCAUUGUUACAGAUUAAAAGAGAAACAAACAUGCAUAUCUACUUAUUAUCACAGCAAUCUAUAAUUUACCACUUUAUAUAUACAUUCUUACUAUGUAAUUAUAUAUCUAAUCAUUUAUCAAUAACAAAAUUUGUUUUUGUAGCUGUUUUUCAUUUAAUUCUUUUAAGUAAAAUAUUGGUGUAACAUUAAAGUGGUCUGUAGAGUAGAUAACAAAAAUCAAUUACUGAUAUAUUUUUUUUAAAGAAUUAAUUAUAAUCAUUAAUUGAAAUAAUUUCUAUUAUUCUAAUAAGUAAUAAAUUAAAAAAAGAUGAAAUUCAAUUGUUUUGCUGUCUAUAACAAAUGUAAAAUACAUGUUUUGAUUAAUCAUAUAUUUUCUCAUUUUUUCCGUCCUUCAUACAAGAAUCUGGGUUGUUAAAAUGGUUGUAUAAGUGUGUGCAGUUGUUUAACAAGUCGAUUAAGUGGUGCUAUGAGAUAUUGAUGUAUAGAGACUCUUUCGUAUUAUUAUAUGAUAUUGUAUUUUCCAAAUUGUAGGAGUCGCUAUCUCAUCUACACCCUUGGAAUAUAUCACAGCAAAAUCAGAGUUUUUUUAUAGUUAGCUAUUUAAUUGAUUACAGAAUAAAAACUCUGACUUUAACCAUUUAAUUUUUGGAUAUUAUCAUGACAUAUUCCAAGGGCACGGAGAAUUUAAAGAUAUCAAAAAGGAAACCCUUUGUUUUUGGAAAUGAUAUAAUCAUCUAAGAAUCUUAAAUUUUCAAGAGUUUGGUGUUAAGAAGAAAUUGUGAGAGACUGUUUAAAAGCCAAUGUUUAGUAUGUUGAAUAAUUACAAGAAUGUACAAUGUUAAUUUAUCACAUAACUGACCCGUUCUGCCAUGUCAUACGGCCAUGUCAUAAAUAUCGUAAGACAAGUGUAAUAACACUAUUAUGACGUCAUAUAAAUAUGUGACGUCACAUGAUUUUCUUGCUAGACAGGAACUUUUUUUAGCCUGUCUUAUAUAGUAAUGAAAAUUGAAAGAUUUUUGCUUAUAUUCUCAUAAAUAGUAGUAAUGUGAUAAAUAGAAUCUUACACUUGUGACUAUGUCAUGAAAUUUAUAAAACUUGUUCGAUAAGUUGAUAUGCUAUUCACCUAAAGGCUCCUGGCAUAUCAAAUUAUUGUAUAAGUUUAAUAAAUUCCAUAUGACAUGGCCACUCAUGUAAUAUUCUCUACAUGUAUAGAGAAUUUGAUUGUUAUAUACAUGUACUGUAUACCAAGAAUUACCUACAUUCCCUUAAAAUCUCUCGUCUUUCAGUAAAUUCCAUGACAUGUGUUAUUUGAAUUGCCACACAUACUAACCAUGCAUAGUCAAUCAGAUUAAAAUACAUAUCAUCAUUAUACACCUACACUAUGAUAUUGUAGUGUAUAAGAAUGAUCUUUAUUUUAAUCAGAUUUAAAUGUUAUAGUAUGCUGUGUGCAAAUACCAUCAUUACAGAGGUUGAAAAAUGUCAAGUUUUCAUUAACUGCCGUGAGAAUUGUCCUGCAUACAGUAGUAUAAAUUUUAAAGGAUGUCUUAUUUGAUGUCAAUUUAUUGACUUGCUGUGUUCAUAGUUUGCCACUGUCAAGGAAUUCUUGUUGUAAAUUGUAGCUGAAUUUUUUCAUACUUAGUUGUAAUUAUGUCAAACUUCGUGUGAUAUAUAAAUGAUACCUCAGUUGUAUACAAGAUACACAGAUUUUUGUAAAGAUAGUGUUCUCAUCACACUAAAAUUAGUUUUCCAUUGCUUGUACGCAGAAUGCGGCUUUUUGAUUGGUUGAGAUUUUGUUUCAUACCUCUAUGAAAAAAAAAAUGUAAAUGGCGUGGAAAUGUGACAUCACAAUAUGGCCAUUGAAGUUGCAUAUUUGUGAAAAAGAAUCCCUUAUAAGAUCAGUUAAAUUUAACAUUUUAAAAAUCAAUUAAAAAAAUUAAUCACAUGUAUAAGCGUUGAUGUCAAUUAUGUUUUAGUUUCACAGGGUUAUGAAAACAAAUUUUUUAAUACCCAAUGAAACUAAAAAAAUAAAGACAUCAGUGCUUAAAUAGAUUGAUUAUUUGAUGAAUCGGAUGCUGUUGUAAGUAAUCAUGGUCACCUAUUUUUGGGUAAACAAGAUUUAUAUUCAACCGUUAGGUUUCACAGGGACAUGACAUGUUCUUAUGACCCAGAAUGAAAUAAUUGACCCCAGAGUCUGAUCCGGCCAUGAACCUUAGGGGGUAUCCCCAACCCCCAGAUAUCAGUAAUCUUAUAAUUAAGUGAUCUGGGAGACGGAACGUGGGGUUAAAUAUUUCACUCUGCUUGGAAUAUCUUAUUCUGUCUUAGUCAGAGGAAUGGAAUGUGUCAAGCCCCUGUGUACCUAACUAUUAGUCCGAGAUCCUACCAUGACAAGUAUACUGUAUUUACUGCUGUGCGGCAUGCAUUGAUGUGUCUAAUUCUCGAUUUGGUGUUUGAAGAAUGUGUGUACAAAAAUGAACAUAUACGUAGAAAAUUAGAAAUCCGUAUAAUUACAUAUAUAUUGUACCAGUCAUACAAUAAAUAUCUAAAUAUGUCUAUCCAGAAUUAUGUGUAUUACACAGUAUCAGGACUACAGUCUAUAUGAACCUAACUGGAUGUAAUUUAAUGUAGUUAUAUAUACUGUAUAUAUAUUUUUUCAUGAAAACAAUAGGGUAAUUGUAAUGAUAAUCUAAUGUAUUUCUCAGUGAAUCUCAAGUUUUAUUUUAUUGACGAAAGAAAAUUUUAUUUUGAUUAAAUAACAAUGUAUUAAACUUAUAAUUAUACAAAGCCAUUUCAAACUUUAAGAUAAAUCAUUGGAUAAGCUUAAUCUGUUACAUUCCAUAUUUGGGAGAAAAAUGAAGUGUUUUGCUCAUUUUUUAUGAAAGAGGAAAUGUUAUCUGUUUAUCUACAUCAAUGACAAGCUAAAAAGGUCAUCAAACUGAUGAUUUUAUAGCCAUAUUUUUGAAAAUAAUUUGCAAUAAGUUAGGUACUCUUUCAAAAAUUCACAAGAGAACCAGAGGUAAAGCUUAUGUUUCUACAAUAAAUACCCAUAUGGUUAAGGUGUUUAAAAUUUUAUUUAUUUAAAUUUUUUCUUCGAAAAAAAAAAUUCAAACAUAUAAAAAUAAUUAAAAGUAUGUAUUGUAACAAACACAACUUGUAUCUAAUUUGUGUCUUAGUAUGACCAGAUCCUGGUUUUUUUUCUACAUUCUUAACUUGAAGGGAAUUCUCAAAAUUAAAAUUUUCCAUGGGGAAGCAGUAUUGGAUUCUACCCAAAAAAUCUUAGCUAAUGACAUUUCUUAAAUUCUGUUAUGUUCUCAAAUGGGGAAAAAUUAAGUAGGCCUAUAGGAAUUUAUGGACUAAGGAAUAUGGAUGAAACUGAUUAUGUCUAUUUAGAGGGCAUUGAGUCAGAUGGAAAUAUAGGAAUAAUUAUUAUGUGAAUUUUUCAGUCUAGUAAUGAAUUGAUCAUUUGAAAUGUAAAGCCUACAGUAAAAACUAUAAAGAUACUUGUAUCUUACAGCAAAUAUUUACUUUUGUAACCCCACCCACGAAAUGUAUCGUCUGACAGUGUUAGAACCUGUUAGUACUUCUGGAAGAUAUAAAACUUGUAAAUAAAGUGUACAUUCAAUAUUCUAAGUAGUGAGAUUAUAUAAUUAUAAUACUGUAAAGUCAAUUUUUAGUUUGUCUGACAAAGCACGCGCUUGUUUGUGUACUUAGGUAAGUAUUUGUGUGUCAUAUCAGUUAUUUUAUGAAGUGCUUUUUGAUGCAUACACGAUAAUGAUGUAAUUAUCUUAACUCAGUAAUAAACUUAUUUUAUCAAGAU